AUGACUGUCAUCCACAUUGAUAUAAUCUCCGACAUAGUCUGCGCUUGGUGCUACAUUGGCAAAAAGACCCUCGAAAAGGCCAUCUCUCUCUACCAAAAAACCUAUCCAGGCGGCAAAAAUGACAUUUUCAAAAUCACCUGGCGGCCUUAUUACCUCGACUACCACCACCAGCACAAUACCAGUCUCGUCAGCGACGGUUCCAGUAGCAGUGUUGACAAGAGCGAAGUCGCCAAAGUCAAACUGGCACAUAUGAGCCCCGAGCGACUGGAGGCACUGAAACAGCGCAUGGAUCGCAUCGGACGCUCCGUGGGCAUUAUUUUCAAACCCGGCGGUAAAAUAGGCAGUACGCGGGCAGCGCAUCAUUUGAUUAAUCUCUGCCAGGCGACGCAGACAGGAAAUUCUGUCGAGGUGCGUGAUGCACUCGUCACCAGAUUGUUUGAGGCGUAUCAUGAGCUCGAGCAGGAUAUCUCAUCGAGAACAGUGCUGCGCGAGAUUGCCGUCGAGGCGGGGAUGGAUGCUGCCCAGGUAGACGAAUUUCUGGAUUCUUUUUCUUCUCCGGAAGUUUUACAAGAGAGCGAGGUGGAUAGAGAAGCUCGUCAAAAUAAAGAAGCCACGAAUACAGGAGUGCCCCUGUUCAUUGUCCAGGAUGUGCAUCGUGUUGAUGGUGCCCAGGACUUGAUGGAGUUUGUUGAGAUAUUUGGGAAAAUCAGAGAAGAGGAAGGGCAGGCAGAGGCGUGA
Molecule: messenger RNA, 738 nt
Organism: Talaromyces rugulosus
Lineage: Eukaryota; Fungi; Ascomycota; Eurotiomycetes; Eurotiales; Trichocomaceae
Exons: 2
Coding region: 1-738 (245 amino acids)
Molecular function (GO): oxidoreductase activity
Source: RefSeq, a predicted model, not a curated record